Messenger RNA from Budorcas taxicolor (takin), 657 nucleotides. RefSeq names its product spermatogenesis associated 25 (gene SPATA25). Lineage: Eukaryota; Metazoa; Chordata; Mammalia; Artiodactyla; Bovidae. Gene Ontology annotation, biological process: spermatogenesis. The transcript is spliced from 2 exons. Bases 1 to 657 code for a protein of 218 amino acids. The record is from RefSeq and is a predicted model, not a curated record.
AUGUCCUAUUUCAUGUCUCCACAGACUCAGCCAGGUCUUCCGUCUUCUGGCCAAGGUGGGGCUGCUUCUCUGGGCUCAUCUCUUGGCCUCUAUAGUCCUAUAGAGCCAGGGGUUGUAGCCUCUGGCGGACAAGGCCCACUGAGCCAGAAAGCUGAGCAGGUGACACCUGUUGCCCAGGCCUGGGGCCCGGCCCCUGGGGGCACUGGCUGGGAGCCACCGAGGCAGGAGUACAACUGGUACUGCCACAAAUUCCCCGCCGCGAGGCAGCCGGAGAACCUGGGCCGAGAGGAUGGCUGCUCCAGAAGCAGAGCCCCCCAGCCGGGCGGCCCCAGCAGGCCUGCGCCUCUGCUGCUGCGUGGGCUGUCACCUGGGGCUCCGCCGAUGCCCGCUGACGCAGGGGGGACGGAGGCCAACUCCCAGCCCGACAUCUGCAUCCUGACCUUGGCCAUGAUGAUCGCUGGCAUCCCUACCGUGCCCGUCCCGGGCCUGCGGGAGGAGGACCUGAUCCGGGCGGCUCAAGCUUUCAUGAUGGCCCAUCCGGAGCCGGAGGGGGCUGUGGAGGGGGCCCAGUGGGUGCAGGCACAGACCCACACAGCCUCUGGGCCAAUGGCCUUAGCAAGAUCCCGGAGGGGCCAGCCUCCUGGCUCCUACUUGUAG